CGCAAGUUGCCAGUCGCAUUAAUUGAGGCACGCACCGGGUAGAAUUUCGGAUGGUGGCUCCAUUUGCUUGACUUCCUUAAAAGUUCCUACUCAUAUCCCUGCUCAUGUAUCAAGGAGUAGUUGUAGUAACGUGUAUGGCGCUCUCGCUGACGAGUACUGAGAAACCGAAGCCCUUCAUCGAUUCCUUAUCGCAUUGAGCCUUUCUGUGUCGAAGCGUUAUAAUAUUGCAACGCUUUGAGGGACUUGUGAAAGCAUCGCCUGUCGCGGAUGGCGCAGGCGAGGGCGGGGCAAGGCUUUCGGGGUGCAGCAGGGCCAUCGGCUCCCGCAGGGCCGACCGACUUGCGCAAUCUCAUAUCGCCAUCAAGUUAUACGUAUGAGCGACUCAGUGACGUGGGCUCUCCGGAGGAGACGCCAUACCGACGGAAUUUUCCCAACACCGGCUUUGGCGAUGCAGCGGGCUCCGACUCCGACGACGCAGACGGCUUCUAUCCUAACCGCGGGCGGCAGGCGCCGAUGACGUGGUUGGACCGGCUGAAGAACCUGGGGCAGCGCGCGCCCCCUCCCGUGCAGAGCAACUACCUCACCCUCAUCCCGCUAAACGAUGAGCGCCUGAAGCCGCGGCACACGGCACUGCUGGUGUCCUGCCUGCUGCUGCUGGCGGUGGCGCUGGCGGCGGGGGUGUUUGUGGUGGUGCCUCGCGGCGUCACGGUGGGCAGCAUCCAGGUCCGUUCCAGCCGCAUGUCGUUCAACACCUCCAAGUCCACCUACCAGAUCAUCCUCACCGCCACCAUCCCCAUCUUCAACCCCAACUACCUGCCGGUGCGUGUGGCGGGCAGCCUGCUGGUGUCCUUCUACGACCAGCAGGCCGGACUCACAGCACUGGAGCCGCAGCAGAUACCCGCGCGCGCGCUGCCGGAGGUGAUUGAGGUGGACAUGGACGCGAGCAGCGUGCCGCAGAAGUACCUGUUCACCAUCUACACCCAGUGCUUCACAUUCCCCGAGCGCAUCAUCUUCUUCCUCACCGGCAGGCUGCAGUCGCGGUUCCUGGGAUACAACUUCUCCAUACCGGACAUUGACUCCUACUUCAUCGUGCCCUGCACCAACUCACCCGACCACGACGCACCCGACCCGCCCAAGCCCGCGCGGCCGCUCAAGCCGCCGCACAUGCCGCUCCCGCCGCCGAAGCCGCCGCGGCCGCCGUACCCGCCCCUGUGGGAGGCUGCCCACGGCGAGGGGGCCGAGGCAGGGGUGUCGGAGGCGGGAGUGGAGGAGGCGGCGUGGCGGGAACGGCAGCAGCAGCUGCAGCAGCAGGUGGGGGCGCGACAGCAGCAGCAGCAGCAGCAGGUGGGGCUGGGGGGCAGCGGGAGUUCGGAGGUGGAGAAGCCAGAGGCACCCCAGGAGGAGGCGGAUGGCGGGCGGAGAGGGCACUAUGAGGAUUGGGAGGAGCUUGGGCAGGCAGCGGCAUGAACGGUCGGGUUCGACGCUGCUGCUCAAGUCGAGACAGUUGCAUGGAUGCACGUAUUGCUGAAAGUCCAGUGUUACAUCCUUAGACAGUGGCGCAGUGCGGUGAGGCCGCGUGUUUAGGUGUCAAGCCUUGGGAGAUGAGUGUGCACCGGGUUGCGUGUUGCCGUAAUGGGAGUGGCGGCGAGCAACACAAAUACAGUGCGUGCGGUUGUGUCACGAUGUAGUGGGUCACCGGACUUGGCACGGGUCGUGUCGGUGAGGCUGCCGUAGACUUGCGACCGCGGCCCGCAUGUCGUGACGACAGCUCGGCUGACUUCAAGACUUUAGCACGGUAGUGUACAUGAUUGCUGAGUUUGCAGUGGCGUAGUGCGUGCUUGGAUGCAACCAUACCACCGUAUUCGAGUCACAUUACGGCAAGAAGGGCAUUGCCUUGCAAUGCGCCGCUCUUUCUCGGACCUCUGCGCGCAUACACGCACACGGCCAAGUACCGUAGGUGCCAAGGCCCACACAUUCGGGAGUCGGUUGUCGAAGAUGCUUUCAUGGAACGAAAUGCGCAAGUCGGUGUAUUCCACUGCGUCAUGCAUGCGACUCACGGCAGUAACAUGCCACACUGCCACGGGAAUUACUCAGGUAAAUGAGGUUACCCCCACGGCUGCUCAUUCCCACGGGUAAACCCGACACAACU
Messenger RNA from Chlamydomonas reinhardtii, 2149 nucleotides. RefSeq lists its product as uncharacterized. The transcript is spliced from 9 exons. The coding region runs from base 268 to 1467 and encodes 399 amino acids. The record is from RefSeq and is a predicted model, not a curated record. NCBI's taxonomy places the organism in Eukaryota, Viridiplantae, Chlorophyta, Chlorophyceae, Chlamydomonadales, Chlamydomonadaceae.